This is a messenger RNA of Saccostrea echinata, 2686 nucleotides long. RefSeq names its product mediator of DNA damage checkpoint protein 1-like. The record is from RefSeq and is a predicted model, not a curated record. The transcript has 3 exons. NCBI's taxonomy places the organism in Eukaryota, Metazoa, Mollusca, Bivalvia, Ostreida, Ostreidae. The coding region runs from base 12 to 1820 and encodes 602 amino acids.
UAAGUGCAACAAUGCCAGGUGUGUCCAGCAGAACCCCUCGAAGGAGAGGACCCCCCAAAACCCCAGAGAAAACAGCAGGGUUGUCCACUGCUCAAUUUUACAGUCCAAAAACUCCUGGCUGGGUAUCUGGAAAUCAGAUGAAAUUUGAGCUAGAAGAGUCUCCACUCAAUAAUGUUCGUAAAGGAAGGAAGUCAGUUAUUCCAACAGGAACAGCAACCCAGAAAACCACCAACUCCAGGAGACACACCAUGUUCAAACUCCCAGAGCCUGUGAGGUCCUCUCCUAUAGGUACAAGAUCCAGGCGAUCCUCCAUAUUCAAUGUCCACAGCAGAAAAGGAGGGAUAAGGCUAACCAUUGCAGUUACCCCUCAGGAAAAAUUAAAGAAAGGUCCAGGAAAAGUGGUCUCCCCACCCGGAGUAAAGACUCGUACCAGGAGGUCAUCUGUAUAUCAGAAAGGUAAAACUCUUCAGGAAGCUUGUUCCCAGGUCCAGAAGACGGUAACAACUGGUCAAAACAGAAAAAUGACAGGAACCAAGGAGAAGGAAGAAACUGCAGUGCCAAAGAAGCCAGUAUCAACUCGCAGGUCUGUGAAUCCAAAAUCACCUGAAAGACCUCCUUCUAGAACUUCUUUACAUGGAAAAAUUUCAUCUCCACAAUCUAAUAACUUGGCAACCAAAAGAAAAUCUAUCCAACCAAGCACAACAAAAUCUGAAGAAAAGGACGAAAACAUGCCAGCACAAAAGAAGCUAAGAAAAACACCAAGACGCUCCGUUACAAAAUCUGCAGAAGAGCCCAAAGUUAUGCCAGAAAAUGUGGAAGCUGUUUUCAAGACCCCUGCACGACUAGUGUCCAGUGCAUCAGAAGAUACACAACCUGUCUCCACAAAAAGACAAAGAAGCAGUGUCAAAAAGACCCCAGUCAGUCAAGCUUCAAAGUCCCUUGAGGAUGUUAAACCCAACUCACCAAAAAGAACACCUACAAGUAUAAAGAGAAAGACACCAGCACAAUCUGCCUCUAAACAACUCAGGUCUGCAACCAAGCGAAAAAGCAGAACUCCAGCUUUAUCAAGAAGCACCAGGCAGAGAAAUAUCGAGCAAUCAGAAGAUGACAGUACAAUUAGUGAUACAGACUCGAAGGUAAAGGAACCUAAAGUGACACUGACACCAAAACCGAAAGAGGAUAUAAAGAGUAAAAGUCCUAAAUCUACAGUAAAACGGAAAAUGGAUCUCCCAACAGAGUCCCCUCAGGUAAAAGUCAAAGUGACAGAAGCAGUGUUAGAAACCUCUUCUGGGAAAUCCAGACAUUCCUCCAGGAAAGCUCCAGCUAAGGUAAAAAGUAGUGUAGAUGAUAAAAGUGGAGAUACUUCCCUUGAUGAGUCCAUUGAAUUUAAAACACCAAUGAAGACUCCAAGAUUGGCAAGGUCAGCCAAGAAGACAACUAAAUUAUCAGCGGAUAUGACACCUCAGGUAAAACUUACAAAAAUCUCUUUACCCAAUGAAGACGCCAUAAAAGAGGAAGAAUCCAAAAUUGAUACUCAAGAAAACCAAGAUGGAAAUUCUCAAAAAACAGUACAGGUUGUCUCCCCUGAGUUGAGCUCUCCUGCACAGCAUAGUGGAAAAUUGGCAGAAAGAAGAGGUACCCCAGCGAGAGUUCAGCCUGAUGCAGCAGACAAGGAGGUGUUGUUGAAAGGGAAGAACAAAAAAGAGAGCAAAAUCAAGAAACUGAAAACUAAAGAAAAAGCUAACUCGGCGGUGUCAUUAAAUGGCAGUCUGAACACAUCUGCUCACACCAGCAUGGGUGCAAAAUGUACCAUCUUGUAACUAGAAGUGGGUGUGAUACAUGAUUUUUAAUAGAGUUAUCUCAAUUUUGACAGUAAUACAUGUAUCUCUAGCAUAUUUUCAGUAUUCAUACCUAGUAUAGGUACAUGUAAAUAUUGCAUUUCUUUCUCUGGUAUUACACAAUGAAAAAAAGUCUGUAUAAAUUUUCACUAACUGAUGAACAUGAUAUUUUACUGUACUUGUAACCAAAUACAAGUGUAUCUAGAUUGAUUUUGGCAUGUGCAGCCAGGUAUGUUUUGUAAUUUUUGACAUGAUGCUGUUGUCUAUACAAGAAUUUAGUUAUUUCUCGAUAUACUCGGGUAUUUAUGUCACAGUUUCAGCUGUAUCUAGUGCACAUAUGUAAAGGCUGCAUAUUUGAUUUGUACAUAGAACUGUAAAAAAAAAAGUUGUAUUAAUGAUGAAAUAGCUUUUAAGAUAGUCUACAUUAUAAUUUUUUUUUUAAUUUAGAUUUUAUUAGUUAAAUUUGGUGCAAUUUUGAAUUAUAUUCUUUUAUGUUUGUGUAUGUUUUCAGGCAUCUUUGCUGGCCAAGGGUUUCUGAUCUGCUACUCUCCUCCUUUUUGAGGAGAGUAACGGAUCAGAAACCCUUGGCUAGGGAAGAUUGUUUUCAGGUUUUAUCAUUUUUUAAAUCUGCCUUAAAAUACAAGAACAUGUAGAGAGAUUUUUUCUUUCUGGGCAAAAAAAAAAUUGUGACAAUCAUAUUAAUCUAAUCUGUAGUGUAGAUCUUCCUUCCCCUUUUCAUCCUUAUUUAUAUUCAUUUGGACUGAGUUGAUAAAUGUGACAUCAUUUUCAUUGAAUGUUGAUUUUGUCAUCUUAUAUUAUUUUAAGAAAAAAAGUUGUCUGAAGGUUUU